AUGCCACCUGGCGGGGCGCCCCGAGGAUGGGGGCUCGAAUGGAAGCCUAGCUGCUGCGGGCCGGGGGAGGUGGCGGGGCGGCGCGGUGUGGCCCAGGGCGUCACUCCCCCCCUCUCCCCCCCCCCCCCCCCGGUGCACUGCGGGCUCGCAGGUGCCCUUGUCGGGUUUCGUAGCACUUCGGCUCUGGGGGCAGAUUACUGGAAGUCACAGCCAAAGAAAUUCUGUAAUUACUGCAAGUGCUGGAUAGCAGAUAAUAGACCUAGUAUUGACUUCCAUGAAAAAGGAAAAACUCAUAAGGAAAAUGUGGCAAAAAGGAUCAGUGAGAUUAAGCAGAAAAGCCUGGACAAGGCAAAGGAAGAAGAAAAGGCAUCAAAGGAGUUUGCUGCAAUGGAAGCAGCUGCCCUGAAAGCAUACCAAGAGGAUUUGAAAAGGCUUGGCUUAGAGUCAGACAUUUCAGAACCAAGUGUAUCACCAGUAGCCAGUACCACUCCACCCACCUCGACAUCUAAUCAGCCAAAAGAAAAGAAGAAAAAGAAGAAAGAUCCUCCCAAGGGCAGAUGGGUAGAAGGCAUAACCUCUGAGGGUUAUCAUUACUAUUACGAUCUUAUCACAGGAGCAUCUCAGUGGGAAAAGCCUGAAGGAUUUGAAGGAAACUUGAAAAAGACAGUGAAACCUGUUUGGGUAGAAGGCUUAAGUGAAGAUGGUUAUACAUAUUAUUAUAAUACUGAAACAGGAGAAUCCAAAUGGGAGAAGCCUGAUGAUUUUAUACCACACCCUGGGGAUGAGCUUUCUAGUAAAAUCAAAGAAAACGUGAAAGACAGCCUUGAAACUUCAAAAUCAUCAGAUUCACGUAGUGAUUCUGAUGAAGAACAGAAGAAAAUAGAAGGUGAUGCCUCUACAAAACCACAGAAGCUAACGAUAAAGUUUAAGGAAAAAAAUAAGAAUAAUGAAGAAGGAACUAAAUUAACAUCACAGAAAGAAAAAAUUCUGCCAGAAAAGGUUUCAUCAGGUCCAAAGGAAGAAAAACCCAAAGCAGUUAAAAAGCCAAACCCAUAUGGAGAAUGGCAAGAAAUUAAACAAGAGAUUGAGUUACCUGAGGAGGUAGAUUUAGAACUUCCAAGCACUGAAGAAUAUGUGUCAACUGCAGUAGCUGAUGGUGGUACUGAAUCCAGGGUGGUAUUUAAAGAAAAGACAGUCACUUCUCUUGGCAUUGUGGCAGAUGGAUUGGCUCCAGUCUUCAAAAAGAGAAGAAUUGAAAAUGGAAAAUCUCGAAAUUUAAGACAACGAGGUGACGAUCAGUAA
Molecule: messenger RNA, 1302 nt
Organism: Elephantulus edwardii (Cape elephant shrew)
Lineage: Eukaryota; Metazoa; Chordata; Mammalia; Macroscelidea; Macroscelididae
Gene: WBP4
Product: WW domain binding protein 4
Exons: 11
Coding region: 1-1302 (433 amino acids)
Biological process (GO): mRNA splicing, via spliceosome
Cellular component (GO): nucleus; precatalytic spliceosome
Molecular function (GO): zinc ion binding; protein binding; RNA binding
Source: RefSeq, a predicted model, not a curated record